Messenger RNA from Cygnus atratus (black swan), 6128 nucleotides. RefSeq names its product ferrochelatase (gene FECH). The record is from RefSeq and is a predicted model, not a curated record. Gene Ontology annotation, molecular function: protoporphyrin ferrochelatase activity. NCBI's taxonomy places the organism in Eukaryota, Metazoa, Chordata, Aves, Anseriformes, Anatidae. Bases 84 to 1322 code for a protein of 412 amino acids. The transcript has 11 exons. Gene Ontology annotation, biological process: heme biosynthetic process.
GGGCGGGGCGGGGCGCAGCGGAGCCGAGCCGAGCGGAGCGGAGCGGCCGGGAGGCGGCGGCGGCACCGGGGCCGUCUGAGGGAAUGCACGCGGCCGCCAACAUGGCUGCGGCCGCCGCCGGCCGGGCGGCGCGACCCCUUGUCAAAAGCAGCGGCUCCCUGAGGGUCCCCCUCCGAUGGCAAGGCCAGGCAUCUGCGGCCGUGGCGGCCAAGAGCACGAAGCCCCAGAUUCAGCCAGAAGCACGGAAACCUAAAACAGGAAUCUUGAUGCUAAACAUGGGAGGUCCAGAAAGGCUGGAUGAUGUGCAUGAUUUCUUACUUCGUCUCUUCCUGGACAGGGAUCUAAUGACGCUUCCAGUACAAAAUAAAUUAGCACCAUUCAUCGCUAAACGCCGCACACCGAGGAUCCAGGAACAGUACAGCAGGAUUGGAGGUGGAUCACCGAUCAAGAAGUGGACAGCAGUGCAGGGAGAAGGCAUGGUGAAGCUGCUGGAUAGCAUGUCUCCUCACACAGCGCCUCACAAGUACUACAUCGGCUUCCGGUACGUGCACCCUCUGACGGAAGAGGCGAUCGAGGAGAUGGAGCGGGAUGGCAUCGAACGGGCCAUCGCUUUCACACAGUACCCGCAGUACAGCUGCUCUACCACAGGAAGCAGUUUAAAUGCUAUUUAUCGCUACUAUAAUAAAAAGGGGGAGAAGCCAAAGAUGAAGUGGAGUAUAAUUGACCGAUGGCCCACACAUCCCCUGCUCAUUCAGUGCUUUACCGAUCACAUACAGAAGGAACUGGACCUGUUUCCACCUGACAAAAGGAAAGAUGUUGUCAUCCUUUUCUCAGCUCACUCGCUCCCCAUGUCUGUAGUGAACCGUGGUGAUCCGUAUCCGCAAGAAGUGGGAGCUACUGUUCAGAGAGUCAUGGAGAAGCUGAACUACUCCAACCCCUACAGGCUGGUCUGGCAGUCCAAGGUUGGGCCAAUGCCUUGGCUUGGUCCACAGACAGAUGAGACCAUUAAAGGCCUGUGCCAAAGAGGAAAGAAGAACAUGUUGUUGGUCCCAAUAGCAUUUACAAGUGACCACAUUGAAACGCUUUAUGAGCUGGAUAUUGAGUAUGCCCGGGUUUUAGCAAAUGAAUGCGGAGUUGAAAACAUCAGAAGAGCAGAAUCGCUGAAUGGAAAUCCACUGUUCUCUAAGGCUCUGGCAGACUUGGUCUGUUCACACAUCCAGUCGAAUGAAGUCUGCUCUAAGCAGUUAACGCUCUGCUGUCCGCUCUGUGUAAAUCCUGUCUGCAGGGAGACAAAAGCUUUCUUCACUAAUCAACAGCUGUGAUGGGCAGUGCGGGAUGGCACGGCUGGGUUGUGCAGGAAAAUUGCCCUGGCGAAGCAGUGCAAAGGAAAAUCUGCUUGACCCAGCUCUCUUGUGUUACAUACUUACAGGCUGGUAGUCUCAGUGAUGUUAACCUCAUAUAGCAGCUUGGAGAAUUUGACUUUUUUUUUUUCUUACGUUUUACUUUGUUUGAGAAGUGUUUGUAGAAAGUAGGGAAACAAGGGUGUGUGUUCUGAGAUGUGAAAAGGUCUCAUCUCAUCUGAUUCUGGUUGGAUUUAGCAUGAGUAUGCACCGAAAAGCCUAACAAGCUUUUAUACCAAUCGGCUUUUGUUCCCUACGGAGGGAUUUCUUUGUAUGCAUUUUUUUCACGAGUGCAUUAAUUUCAGUUUUCCAGAUCAAGCAUACAAUUACUUUGUUUUGUUUAUGCAAGGCAUAGCAUAACCAGCAUCGUCACCAGUUGUCUCUUCUGAGAGCGAUCUCUUCAGGUGGGUUCGAAGAUCAAGUGACUUCUAAUGCUUUUUAAAUAAUCUGUGUAUUUUUUUUUAGAACAUAAAGAUAAGGUUUUGUUUUGUUUCUUCCUGCCAGAAACUUCCUGUGAAAGCUUAGCUGGGUUAGCAGAACUCACAAGACUUGUUUACAUUUCUAGAUUAAAACACUUUCAUCAUCUGCAGGAAAGCCCCUGCACUUGAAAAGCAUACAGUGAAAGACAAAAUUCUGUUUGGGUGAUGCCAAAGAACCUGCGCAGUUGAAACAAAGUGUGUAUGUUUCAAAUCUAGCAACCAUCAGCAGCAUGUGUUGAAACAUAUUGGUUCAUCUGUCUUCUCAGCAAAGUGACUUUAUUAUUAUUAUUAAAAAGGGCUUUCUCUGUUUGGUUAAGGAAAUUUAGUCAGGCUUGUUCUCCAGAAGGUUUAUAGAUCUGCUCUGUGCUUUCUACUGUGUCACAGUGCUGUGGUAUUUGUGGGUAUCUAUGGACUUACAGAGGUACAAUUGACCUAGCUUAAUUGAUGCUGUUAUUUAAGAGUGAGAUGAUAAAUCAUGAGUAGUUCACGUUGCAGAUGCCUGAGUGCAGAGAGGAGAGCAGGCUGCCCCUCGUGCUGACAGCUGUGUGCUUACACAUACCUUUGUCAGAAGCCAUGUUUUGUCUGUUACAUUUCUGGCACCCAUCGUGAGCCUGGAGUUAAUGAACUCGUAACCCGUCUACACUUCUUGCUUGUUUUGGCAGGAGUUCGGGUGCUGAAUCCACCUUGGUGGUGGUAGCUUUGUGGAGUGUGAGGAGCCUUUUGAGGGCAGUAUCCCUUCGCUGUCAGCACCAGGACUGGCAUCCAGGCUGGUUUUGGGAUGGGAGGGGACUUUUUUCAGAGGCUGUCACCACACAGCAUGCCUGAUCUCGGCACCUGAAGUAGCUUAGGGUAGAAGCAGUGCAGCACCUCAGUCACUGGUCCUCCCCACGGGGGCUCCCUCCUGGGAUGGAGGAGCCACAAAGCUGUGAGUGUUUGCAGGGACAGAGCCAUAUGAGUAUUAGUCUAGCUGUCACCUUCAUGGAUGUAAAUGUUCACUUCACUUAACUUGCACUGAAACACCAGUUCUUUGGCAAUGCAGGUUGUUUUCUGUAAAUUGAUGAUUCAGCUAAUCAUGAGGUUUGAGAAGCAGGUGCCCUGCUGCUCAGACAAGUUUACUUGUGUAUGUAACUGAGGCAUGAAGAGUUUGAACUUCUGGUCUUCAACAGUGGGGUUGAUUAAAAAGAAAAUUGGCCUCUGUUGGUAUAACAGAGAUUUAUCUUGUUCUAUUUUAUGUUAAAGGAAUUAAACAUGGGGUAUUAAAGAAAUGAAUGGAUGCCGUGUUGGUCAGCCAGUGGGCCAGGUACUGCCAUGGGCAGUGAUGUAAAUCCUGGUCUCCUACCUCGGUAGGGCCCACAGCCCAAUACGUCUUGAGGGUCGACUGAAAAGUCUUCACUGCCAUCCAGCAGCUUCCGAAUGUGAUUAUGGUGAGACAGAAUCAAACUCCUUCAGUGCCAGAACUGCCUGUGUUACUGCUGCCCCCUUGUUGCUGUAGCAGAAAAAAGUCUUCCUCCACCCUUUGUACCUGUGCUUCUCAGGGCAGGGAGGCGCAGGGGCAGCUCUGCAGAUGCCAAGGACGUGCCACUGUGUGCUCCCUGCCUUGGGCUUUGACUUCCAGAACCUUGCUGUGUUUGUAGUGCUCCCCGACUAGCAGAGGUGUACGGUUUUCAAAGAGUGGGAGAAUCUGUACGGGAAUUUUUCCCCUUUUGUGGACAUGAGUAGACACUGGGCUUUUGAGUGUUGAGUAGGACCAGUAGUGUGACCACAAGACACUACCUAGCCAAAGCGCUCUCUCCAAGACCUUUGGUUGCCUUCAAGUCUUUCAGCUCAGUCUGUCUUGGCAUGGAGAGUACCCGAGUGCCCAUAUCAGUGCUGCAGGGAGUUUGUGUCUCCCUUCUGCCUUUCUUGCUCAGCUCAUGGUCUCUGCUCGCUGCCGCAGCAGGAAAAGGGAAUGCGAAGCUGAUUCCUGCCCUUUCUCAGGCGGAGUAGGUAGUGUUAUUGUGUAUGAAGGGGUGACAUUUUUAUGGAAAGGCUUUGAAUCAAUGCCAAAGGACUAACAAUGUCAGCAGUAUGCGUGGGGAGCAAAUCCCUUAUGUCUCCCGUUGGAUGAACUUUUCUCCGUUCCCACUUCUCUGCUUGAUGCUUAUGGGUGAGUGGCAAACAGUCUGUUUUGUAAAAUCUUCCCACUCAUGCCUCUUUCCUACCAGCUGAAGGUUAUUGUGACCUCCAGACCCAGGUUGCCACCAGCACAUUUCAGUGUCUGCAGCUGGAAACUGAAGGUUAACUUUAUGUGAUCAUUGCAAUGCUAUAAAUAUAGAUUAGCUUUUUAUUUCCAUACUGGAGAGAGUACUGAAAAUAUUAGCUGGCACUAAUUAUGAGGCAUUACUUUUGUCCCCAGUAAUAAAAGGUAUUUAAAAUGCACUUUUUAGUAUGCUAACCACAAGUGAGAUAAUUACUAAGCAUCUUUAGCAAUUGUUGCUAUUAGACCAUAAUGCAGAAAUCACUUAAUUUUCUAGCUUUUAGCAGAUGUCUCUCAUCUCAUAGAGUUGGUGGGGUUUUUCAUUUUGCUGAAUAGUUUAUUGUGAUAUCACUCUCCUGUUAUUUAAUGCACAUUAUUUUGUCUUAGAGCAGCAUCAAAAGCCUGUUGAAAAGCUAUCUGAGCAAGUUAACUAGCAGCUCCACUAUUAUUUUUAAUAGGAAUCGGUUUCUUCCCCUGGCAUUUAAAAAUUCAAUUUUAAAAAAGAAACCAGAGAGACUGGCAACAGUGGGAAUUCUGCUGCUGUUGAAAUCUUCUGAUGCUGGGUUUGAUGUUUGGAAGCAUUUCCCACUACGUGAACUGACAGUGGAAUUCAUCUGACCUUACUUAGAUGCUUCCAAUCCUGAUGUCAACAUCUGAGCUGGUCUCCUAGGUACUAUUUGUGGUCAAAAGAUGUUUUUUCAUAAGCGCUUCUAAGAAAUGAUUCAUCUCCCCUCGAAGUGGAUGUUCACAGCGGGCUGGGUGAGUUCCGCCCCGCUGCUGCCCCUGGGCUGCGGAGGGGGCACGGUGCGCUAGCCCCGGUGGCGCGCUGCCCUGCACGCCUGGCGCGAGGAGAGGUGAAUCCCAUCCAUGUGUGCCUUCCUGGUAGCACCCUGUGGUGCUCUGUAGCUGCUGCAUUUGGGAGUCUGCGGGCUUAAUCCUCCAGUUAUGCAUUCGGUUUUCCCCUCUGGCAGACUUUGAACAUUUGGUGCUAUUGACUCGGGACGCAGUCCUGUCAGACCCUGAGCACUUUGCUCUGACUGAAUUAUUUGAGUGCGUGGAAGUGUCAGCAUCUGGGAGACUGUAGUCUUCUGACAGAAAUCUAGUCUGAUCUUUUUCAUUAUCAAUUAUUCUCCUUUUGCAGUACUUUAUUUGCAGUUUAUCAUUUACAUUUGCCUUGACAAAAAGCUCUCCCCGUUGGAAGUGAGCCCCAGCGAUGUGUUGAGGUAGCACUCAGGGUACCCGAGCCCUCUGCUGGGAGAGCUGAGCUGGCUGACAUGGGCACUGGGGGCUUCGGGGGGGUGGCGGGGACCCUGUCCCAGCCCAGGCUGCUUGGUCUUCCCGCAGCUCAUGGUGUGGGCUGGCACACAGCCGGUGCAGCUGGGGAGCGAGAAGCUGACCUGGUGCUGCGGAGCUGUGGCCUGAGUCUGGUUAUCCUCAGGAAAGAGGUGGGGAGGGAAAGGUGCUUGCAAAUGGAGUGUUGUGAAGCAUUUGCUCGUGGUGAGACUGUCCUCCUGAUUUAAGUCUGCAGUUUUGCUUUUUUUUUUCCCUUUUUUAGUUGGAGUUUUUCUCUUUUGGAGUUUAAUAAAAUCUCCCUCAGUACUGGCUGCGUUUUAGAAAAUGUGAUAGCUUCCAAAAGCGGUGCUGUAAUGUUAAAAGGCGUGUGAAUAAUGUCAGCGGGCUACGCUCCCACUUGCCAUGGAGAAGCAGAUGUUGCAGUUGAGGUCAGUGGGGCCAAGAUUUUCCUAGGAAUAUUUAGAAGCUCGCUUUAUGUUCCCUUUCUCUCACAACAAGAGAGCUGGAAAUCAAUAUGAAGUAUAAGAUGCAAAGGAGAGAGAAAUCCCUUUUAUUUUUUAAUACCAGAUGUGUACAAAUACUUGCUUUUAGUCCUACAAAUGUAUUUCAGAUUGAACAAGGACUUCCAUUUAAUGUAAUUAACAAUUUGUAUAAUCUUGCUGUGUACCGUUUACCAUGAAGUUGGAAUUUCAAUUAAAGGUUUUUGGAAGAAGGAACUGA